AUGGGUGUCAGUGGCUCCGGGCGUCGGCGCAGCUACUCCAGGUCCAGGUCAAGGAGCCCGGUGAGGCGUGGGCGCAGGUCCAUCUCCAGGUCACCGCGCCGAGGCCGCCGCGACAGCUACGCCAAUCGCCGCCGUCGCUCGUACUCCCGCUCCACAUCCCGCUCUCGCUCCCCAUCUCGCUCCAUCUCCCGCUCCCGCUCGCGGUCGCGCACGCCGCCCCGCGUUGCCGAAGAGGCGAAGCGGAAGCUGUAUGUGGGCAAGCUCACAGGCAACGUGAACUCAGAGCACCUCAAGGAGAUCUUCUCCCUCUACGGCCGUGUCGUCAACAUCGACAUGCCAACGAACCGGGGCGGGGGUUCGCGCCACUUUGCGUAUGUUGAGUAUGAUGUGCCGGAGGAUGCUGACAAGGCCCUGGAGCACAUGGACGGCGGGCAGAUUGAUGGCCAGACCAUCGAGGUCGAACACGUCAACAUCAACAGGCUGAUGCAACGCAGAGAGCGUCGAGGUGAGACGAAGACGGGCUGUCCCACGGUCACCGCUCACAACCUGUACAACGCCCUCGCCCAUCACAUCACCAUCAUCAUCACCAUCAUCGUCACCAUCAUGACCAUGACCAUCAUCACCAUCAUCGUCACCAUCAUGACCAUCAUCACCAUCACCAUCACCAUCAUCAUCAUCAUCAUCAUCGUCAUCAUGACCAUCAUGACCAUCACCAUCAUCAGGACCGAUUGGACGGCCGCGCCGGCGGUUCCGGUCGCGAUCGCGAUCGCCGUUCAUGCGCCGCCGCCGCACCCCGCCACGCAGGCGCUCACCACCACGCUACUCCUCCUCUCGUCGCACACCACCACGCCGCACACCACCGCGUCGCUCGCCACCGCGCCGCCGUCGUGGCUCAUCAUCGUCAUCGUCAUCCGCAUCGUCGCGAUCGCGCUCACGCUCUCCGCGCAGGCGCUAGGCGGCACCGUGAUGGCUGCACAGAUUGCAUGA
This is a messenger RNA of Salpingoeca rosetta, 987 nucleotides long. RefSeq lists its product as uncharacterized. Gene Ontology annotation, cellular component: cytoplasm; ASAP complex; nucleoplasm. The transcript has 8 exons. Gene Ontology annotation, biological process: mRNA splicing, via spliceosome. NCBI's taxonomy places the organism in Eukaryota, Choanoflagellata, Craspedida, Salpingoecidae. The coding region runs from base 1 to 987 and encodes 328 amino acids. Gene Ontology annotation, molecular function: RNA binding. The record is from RefSeq and is a predicted model, not a curated record.